CACGUCACGUGAACGCAGCAUCAGAUGAUGAGAGUGGGUCAUCAGCAGUCAGGUGUGGUCGCGGCGGAGGGGAGGCUUUCAGCCCGCACCGCAGCCCCGGAGCUCCACGGAGACGAGUCCAGCGAGCCAGCCGGAGCUGGAGAGUCCACGCCGCCGCUUCAGCCUUCACGCCGGCGGGAAAGCGAAGCCCGAAGAAGUGAAAGCUCCAGCAGAACCGCAGCAGGAAGGAACCGAAAUCAAGGGAGUCUGGAGAACGCUUCAGGAGCUGCUACCAAAGGAGGAAAUGGGUUUCUUCUCACAAAGGGACGGAGUUGUGUUCAUGAGCAACAGAUGAAAAGCUUUCACCACGUGAAGGUGUGGACGGCGCUCUGACACAGCUGGAAUUCCCCCGGAGGAACUCCGCCGCCCACCACUGGAAGCCCGCGGCCGGUCCCGGCCCAAAAAGCAUGACUCACGGACGCAGAACUCUGCUGAUUUUACCUCAAAGCCAAAGGAUGAUGUGACGCGCUGGAAAUGUUCUGGCUCCGUAAUCUGUGGACGAGCUGCUGAGCGGGUGGUGUUCUACAAAAACUGCACGAGCACUUCGGAGACCAAAGAUCUUCUGAAACUGGUUUCACUGGGAGCUCCAAUCAGAGGCCGUUCAGAUGGCGGGAAAAGACUACAACCAUCUGUUCAAGCUGCUCAUCAUCGGAGAUUCCAAUGUGGGUAAGAGCAGCCUCCUGCUCCGCUUCGCAGACCAAUCCUUCUCAGGCAACUACAUCACCACCAUCGGUGUCGACUUCAAGAUCCGAACGGUGGACAUCAACGGGGAGCGGGUCAAGCUGCAGAUCUGGGACACAGCGGGCCAGGAGAGGUUCCGGACCAUCACCUCCACGUACUACAGGAACACGCACGGCGUCAUCAUCGUUUACGACGUGACCAAACCAGAGUCCUUUGUGAACGUGAAAAGGUGGUUGAACGAGAUCUCCCAGAACUGUGACAACGUCUGCAAAAUUCUGGUGGGAAACAAAAACGAAGAUCCCACCAAGAAGAGGGUGGAAACGCAGGACGCCGUGCGCUUCGGGGAGUCGGUGGGAGUUCGAGUCUUUGAGACGAGCGCCAAAGCCAACAUAAACGUAGAAGAGAUGUUCAUGGCCUUCACCCACAUGGUCCUGGACGCCAAGAAGCAGAGCCAGAACCGAGCCGAGCGGGAACGCGAGCGGGAAGACACGGUCAACUUCAACGCCCAGAGAGACCGCGACCGGCGGAAGAGAGCGAAGAAAUGCUGCUGAGGGGAGAAAGGAGUCGUGAUCGUCUGCUCAUGAAUCACCCAACAGGAAAUGUGAGCUGCAGCAGCCGCCGGCUUUCUGCUCCGUUCAGCUUUCGUUUCCAAAAAAUGUCAUGAAUGCGACACAAAGACGAUGGAUCUUCACGAGAGUUCAGGACUGAAAGAAUCAACUCAAUCAAGUGGAAACGGAUUUAAAAAGGAACCGGCUGACGGAACGUCUCUCAUCUGCAGAAACUCCAAGAACAUUUUUCCUGAUAAUCUGUGGUGUGUUCACUGCAAUCUGUAAUUCUGUGUUCUUAUCUUGCUGCUGAACAAACACCAGCACAGUCCCCUAACUGUUCUCCAGAACCCGUUCUGUUAAUCCAACGUGUGAGCACUGAAAGGGAAACGAUUCUGAACGUCCAGGUGUUACUUUGGGGAAAAAAGCAAUAAGUCGAUUGUUUUUGUGAAUUUGAAAACGUUUUUCUGGGAAAAUGUUCCGAUUUAUUAUAACAGAGUGCCAUUAACCAAAACACAUCCACUGUGAUGUAAUGGGAUUACUUCUGUGGAGAAUCUGAGUUUAUUUCUGUGAUGUGAAAACUAAAUAAAUGUGGAGAAAAUCUU
Oryzias melastigma (Indian medaka) is the source of this 1870-nucleotide messenger RNA. Its product is annotated as ras-related protein Rab-35. The record is from RefSeq and is a predicted model, not a curated record. NCBI's taxonomy places the organism in Eukaryota, Metazoa, Chordata, Actinopteri, Beloniformes, Adrianichthyidae. Bases 645 to 1271 code for a protein of 208 amino acids. Gene Ontology annotation, biological process: endocytic recycling. The transcript has 7 exons. Gene Ontology annotation, cellular component: plasma membrane; endosome membrane. Gene Ontology annotation, molecular function: GTP binding; GTPase activity.